CUUCAUAUGGGUUGAGUCUCCUCAUCAUCUGCCGAUAUUCGCCGCGCCCCUAGCCAGUACCCGAUCUCGAACGUGCCAACACCCAAACGACUGUAUCUUUUCGAUUGGUAUCGAGACAGAAGGACGGAUGGGCAACUGGCUAGCUACAACCACGACCACGACCACGACCACUGUCUUCAUCAUUUGUGAACAACAACUCUCACCAGCGCGCGCUAUACCAGGUUCAUUGCUGUUUCCUUAGACGGCUCUUAUCCCGAUUAUCAUCACAUCGUUUCAAGACUUACCUGCUUAGCUUCACUAAGCUAGCUAAACGUACGCAACAUGUCUAUACGAAUCGUACUCGAUAAACCGCCCGAGUUCUAUACAAAUCUCGACUUCAUCAGCGGCCGUGUUAUAAUAGUCCUCCAGCGUCCCGAGACCAUCGGAAACAUAAUAGUAAAGUUAGAGGGCGAGUCUGUGACAGCUUUGGAUAUCCGUCCCGAGCGCCGUGAUGAAUACAACGUGCCAGGAAACGUUAUUACCGAGAACCACAAAAUCCUAUAUAGAGUAUUCCAGGUGUAUCCAGAUGACGCCGUCGCGCUCUCCUUCCAGCCAGGCAUGCACGAGUUCAAGUUCAACUUCAAAGUUCCGCUCAAUAACAUUUGCCAUGAUGCAAGAGCCAUAAGCUCGGUAAUGGGUGUCGGUGGUCUUGGCGGCGUGGGAAAUGCAGGUAUCUUGGGUAGGGGCGGCUUUCGAACCAUGGAUGGAGCAAAGCAGCUGAUGCUUGCUCACGUCAAAUCUACAUUGCCCCCUUCGCUCACAGGCUUCCCUCAAGAAGCCGAGAUACGCUACUACGUCAAGGUGACCAUUCAACGUCCCGGCAUCUUCAAGGAGAACUGGCGUUAUCAGCUAGGAUUCAAGUUUCUGCCAGUUGAGCCACCAAGACCAGACUCGGGCAAGCAGGAGGCAUUUGCCCGUCGCCCUUUUGCUUUCAAGCCUCGUACCCCUCUCUCUGGCCGGAGGUCUUUCUUUGGUAGCAGGACAACCAAUGCGCACAAUGGAGUGGGUCAGACGCCUCCAUCGUUCGAAAUCUCUUCGCGGCUACCAUUUCCCUCCAUAUUAACAUGUAACGAGCCACUUCCUCUUCGACUCAUUGCGAAGAAACUCGUACCAGCACAGGAGCAGGUUCAUCUGACGGCCCUCGAGAUUGCCUUGGUCGGCUACACGCAUGUUCGUGUUGCAAAUAUCGAGAAAGUCGAGCAAACUAGGUGGAUCGUCGUUUCAGCGCUCAACCUCUCAAUAGCACUAGGAUCGCCGAGUGAUCCAGUGGAUACUGAAUUCGAGAUACCGAAUGACUCAUGGAGGACACAACGACUCCCAAACACAGUCGCUCCUUCGUUCAGAACCUGUAAUCUCAUGCGGCGGUAUGGGCUUGAAAUGAAGAUUACUCUGAAUUGGGGCUUGCCAGGAGCUGGAAAGAGCAGCGGCUUGCUCCCGCAGGCUGUCUCGCUGCCGUUAACCAUGUCGAAGGUUGAGGUGUUCUCCGGUAUCAAACCGCCCGCUCAAUUGCUCCAAACAGCGGUCUCACGUCCCACUGGCACGAUCCCGAGUGCCUCCAGCAGUGUCAAUGUCAACGGAAACGAGACGGCACCUCGGCCUCCGCCUCGCCCAAGCACGAAUGGUAGACCGCCGAUUCCGCCGAGAACCAAUGAUCCUUUAUACCCCCCACAGCUAGGGCCGGACAAUGUGCCAGGAUACGAUGAUGCACCACCAAGCUACGACGAGGCAAUGGCAGAGUCCCUGACUGGACCUCUCGACCGCCCUGCCUAUAGCGGUGUCACCGCGGAAAAUGCGCCGAGCACGAUGCCGCCUGAGAAGUCGUAACAAUUCAUGAACCAACGUUGCAUGGAAUGAAACGGUAUCACCUUACUCUGAGCCAAACUCAAAACCAUCAAGGCAUAUAAGUGAAA
Messenger RNA from Xylaria bambusicola, 1949 nucleotides. RefSeq lists its product as uncharacterized. Gene Ontology annotation, cellular component: cytoplasm; plasma membrane; cytosol. Gene Ontology annotation, biological process: ubiquitin-dependent endocytosis. The transcript has 2 exons. The record is from RefSeq and is a predicted model, not a curated record. The coding region runs from base 322 to 1863 and encodes 513 amino acids. Gene Ontology annotation, molecular function: protein-macromolecule adaptor activity; ubiquitin protein ligase binding. Lineage: Eukaryota; Fungi; Ascomycota; Sordariomycetes; Xylariales; Xylariaceae.